Saccoglossus kowalevskii is the source of this 1464-nucleotide messenger RNA. RefSeq lists its product as uncharacterized. Lineage: Eukaryota; Metazoa; Hemichordata; Enteropneusta; Harrimaniidae. The record is from RefSeq and is a predicted model, not a curated record.
AUGUGGACUACCAAUCUCAGUACCUAUACCAAGCUUUGUAUCAGUACUAUCAAUGUGGACUACCAAUCUCAGUACCUAUACCAAGCUUUGUAUCAGUACUAUCAAUGUGGACUACCAAUCUCAGUACCUACACCAAGCUUUGUAUCAGUACUGUCAAUGUGGACUACCAAUCUCAGUACCUAUACCAAGCUUUGUAUCAGUACUAUCAAUGUGGACUACCAAUCUCAGUACCUAUACCAAGCUUUGUAUCAGUACUAUCAAUGUGGACUACCAAUCUCAGUACCUAUACCAAGCUUUGUAUCAGUACUGUCAAUGUGUAAUACCAAUCUCAGUACUUAUACCAAGCUUUGUAUCAGUACUGUCAAUGUGGACUACCAAUCUCAGUACCUAUACCAAGCUUUGUAUCAGUACUGUCAAUGUGGACUACCAAUCUCAGUACCUAUACCAAGCUUUGUAUCAGUACUAUCAAUGUGGACUACCAAUCUCAGUACCUAUACCAAGCUUUGUAUCAGUACUAUCAAUGUGGACUACCAAUCUCAGUACCUACACCAAGCUUUGUAUCAGUACUGUCAAUGUGGACUACCAAUCUCAGUACCUAUACCAAGCUUUGUAUCAGUACUAUCAAUGUGUAAUACCAAUCUCAGUACCUAUACCAAGCUUUGUAUCAGUACUAUCAAUGUGGACUACCAAUCUCAGUACCUAUACCAAGCUUUGUAUCAGUACUGUCAAUGUGGACUACCAAUCUCAGUACCUAUACCAAGCUUUGUAUCAGUACUAUCAAUGUGUAAUACCAAUCUCAGUACCUAUACCAAGCUUUGUAUCAGUACUAUCAAUGUGGACUACCAAUCUCAGUACAUAUACCAAGCUUUGUAUCAGUACUAUCAAUGUGUAAUACCAAUCUCAGUACCUAUACCAAGCUUUGUAUCAGUACUGUCAAUGUGUAGUACCAAUCUCAGUACCUAUACCAAGCUUUGUAUCAGUACUAUCAAUGUGGACUACCAAUCUCAGUACCUAUACCAAGCUUUGUAUCAGUACUGUCAAUGUGGACUACCAAUCUCAGUACCUACACCAAGCUUUGUAUCAGUACUGUCAAUGUGGACUACCAAUCUCAGUACCUAUACCAAGCUUUGUAUCAGUACUGUCAAUGUGGACUACCAAUCUCAGUACCUAUACCAAGCUUUGUAUCAGUACUGUCAAUGUGGACUACCAAUCUCAGUACCUAUACCAAGCUUUGUAUCAGUACUGUCAAUGUGGACUACCAAUCUCAGUACCUAUACCAAGCUUUGUAUCAGUACUGUCAAUGUGGACUACCAAUCUCAGUACCUACACCAAGCUUUGUAUCAGUACUGUCAAUGUGGACUACCAAUCUCAGUACCUAUACCAAGCUUUGUAUCAGUGCUGUCAAUGUGGACUACCAAUCUCAGUACCUAUACCAAGCUUUGUAUCAGUACUGUCAAUGUGUAG